Molecule: messenger RNA, 698 nt
Organism: Meloidogyne enterolobii
Lineage: Eukaryota; Metazoa; Nematoda; Chromadorea; Rhabditida; Meloidogynidae
Source: the annotation of a GenBank genome assembly
GAGAGCAAGUUAGAGAAGCAGAGAAAAGCGAGAGAUAUGGCUAUGUCCGCGUUAACCCGCUGUGUGCCAGCAAGUAGAAAAUCGACAAAAUUUAACAAAAUGCCAGCAAGUAAGAAAAACGACAAAAUGCCGAUAAGUGAAAAAAUUUACAUUUGGACAUAGGGUUUUUUAUUUUAUUUUUUGGUUAUUUUUUUUUGUUUUAGAGGAACUAAGACAAGUUAAUGACUCAAGAAUUUCCUGUUUUUAAAGCAAAUAAGAAGGAUCCGAUAAGAAUUUCAUGGCAUGGAAACGAGGAAUGUUUCAAUAAAAAUCAAAAAAUAAUUUUGGAUUCGAUUGGGAAUGGAGUGCUACAAUGGAAAAGAGACUCCCACACAUCAAAUUUCCCCUUAAAUCUUCGUUUUCAACCUUCCUUUGUGGCGUUUGAUGCAGACUGUUUUAUAAUAAAAAAUGGAAAUUCUAAUGAUAAUACACCUUCAACAUUUGCUUUUCUACAUUUUUAUUUUAUUUUUCCGAAGAAUUUUGAAGAAUACCGAAUUUCUGUCCGCCCUGAAAUUUCUGAAUGGUUUUCAGAUUUGACAGAAGCUAAUUGCCAAUCUUGGCUAAUUAUUUUUGAUUCUUCCCGUGUUAAAGAUAAGAAGAAUAGAAGUCAAAUAAAUGACAAAUUGAAGAAUGAUUUUGCAAAGUUUCAGAAUAGGUAG